Molecule: messenger RNA, 475 nt
Organism: Staurois parvus
Lineage: Eukaryota; Metazoa; Chordata; Amphibia; Anura; Ranidae
Source: the annotation of a GenBank genome assembly
AUGGGCCCCUGUACCGCCUCCUCAUGCUGCUGCCAGGCCCGUAAUCUGCCAUGGGCCCCCGUACCGCCUCCUCAUGCUGCUGCCAGGCCCGUAAUCUGCCAUGGGCCCCCGUACCGCCUCCUCAUGCUGCUGCCAGGUCCAGAGUGUCUCAUGGGUCCCUGUACGGCCUCCCAUUGCUGCUGUCUCCAUCGCCACACUCUGCCAUGUGCCACUUUCAGGUCUCCUCACACUGCUGGUGGGUUCCAUUUUUGUCAUAGGGUGCUGUAUGGCCUCCCAUUGCUGCUGCCUCCACCGCCACACUGUGGCUCCACACUCUGGUUUUGGCCCCGUGACUGCCCAAAUGAGUGAAGUGUGCGGUGAUUCUAAGAUCGACGGCACUCAUCUGCAUGUCAUACUGACUGACAAUAUUAUUUCUCUUCCCCAGCAGACUCCAAGGGCAUUUAAAUUAAAGGUACAGUGUUCUGCACUAAUAUAA